CGCUUUCAGUUCGCCAGCGAACGCAGAACGCGCCAGACCAAAAAGUUCAGAUUCGAGAGCGGAUAUCCCGGCGAGCGUUCAGCGGAAAUAUAUUUGUUUGUUAUUCGAGUCCAGCAACGAAUAUUUUAAUAAACAAAAAACGAACUUUAUUUGUGUGCGGAGAGAGAAGUCAAGAGAUCCAACAAAAUGGGCUGCGCCACGACCAGCGUAAAGAUCAGCUCCAUCGUUCUGAAUGCCGUUUUAGGGUUUCUUGCUGCUGGGGCCAUCGGCUGGAUAGCUUACAAUGCGGACACGGAGACGGAGGGAUUCGUAAUAGCAGCUUACAUCGCGUGCUCGCUCAUCCUGGUCCUCGCUCUGCUGGGCAUCUUCGCGGCCAUCCGGGAAUCGGUGGUGCUGACAGCAACGAGUGCCGUCUUCCUGCUGAUCCUGGCCAUCCUGCAGAUCGUGAGCACCUGCCUGUUCCUCCACGAGUUCGACGUGAAGAGCGGCCGGGACAUGGUGGAGGUGGCCUGGCAGGCGAACAACAUGGAUGCGUUGCAGCAGAAGCACGAGUGCUGCGGCCAGAGCAGCGCCCAGGACUACAUCCACCUCAGCCUGCUGAUCCCGCCCAGCUGCUACGCGGAUCUGCAGCAGACCCCCGACCAUCUCUAUCUGGACGGGUGCAUCGAAAAGGUGCAGAGCUUCUAUGAAAGCGACAAGCUGCGCUUCAUCAUAGUGUCCUGGGUGCUAGUGGCCUUCGAGUUAAUCUGCUUCGCCUUGGCCGUCUUUCUGGCCAUAAGUUUUAGGAACAAGCAGCGGCGGAUGGAGUUCUAGGCCUUCGGCAAUCUCGAGCUAUCCAACAGUACAAACUCGGAAUCGCUGAUAUUUUUCGCUUCAACAUUUCAUAACCAAAUGCAAAGGACAGUCAUAAAUUAUUCACUCCUACCUUAAAGUAACCUGUAAUUAAAGUACAUAUUUAUAGUUCAAUUACCCAUUAUAAGUAUCAUAAUAAAUGUGCGCGUGUUUGUUUUCACAUGA
Molecule: messenger RNA, 1017 nt
Organism: Drosophila sechellia
Lineage: Eukaryota; Metazoa; Arthropoda; Insecta; Diptera; Drosophilidae
Gene: lbm
Product: late bloomer
Exons: 5
Coding region: 187-813 (208 amino acids)
Cellular component (GO): plasma membrane
Source: RefSeq, a predicted model, not a curated record